AAGAAAGACGAAAAUAUUCGCUUGUGGUUGGUUGACGUUUGCGUUUGGGUUCGCUUGCCUGGUGCCCAUCGAAAAAGUGUUUGCAUUCCCUCCGUCGUGCACUUUCUUUGUCGCUGGCUGCGAAAACAGUGCUAGGUGCAUUGGCAUCCGCCACCGGGAAGCUCCCCGCCGCCGUGUCCGCGUUCGAGCAGUUGCAUACCACCGUCCGAACGCUCUCCGAGGGUGUGCGCCGAUUCGCUGUCGGGGGCCGACGACGCACAGUUGGUAUGUCCCAGGAGGAGCACCCAGCAAUCGCUGCGGCUCCAUCCCUUCCGCACCUUGCACCGAUGCUGCAGUGCAUUGGCGCGGGGGGCGGUGAGACGGAUGGCGAUCCAACGGCAACACUGGCCGCGGCAGCAGCGGCCGCAUCGACCGCGUCCGCUAUCGCAGGUGUAUCCGUUGCGCUGACGGAGCCUGCGUCGGAUCCCACCAUCACGCCGCUCGGUCCAUCGCCGCCAGCCUCGAUCGUGAACGGUGCCGUGGGGCCCGAAGUAGCCGCCGCUGCCGCCGUCGGCGCGUUGCCAGACUUCCAGCACUACGACGAAAGCGAGGACGAUGCGGAGGAUCCGUACCAUUCAGAGUCGAUCAGCAUCGAGCGAAUACGGCAGUAUCUGUCCGACAAGCUCGGUUUCCAUACGGGGGACGGGUUCGAGAAUGAGAACGGUUCGGGUGGCGCUGCCCGACGGCGGGUGCUGGAAACGGUCGACAUUGACGGUGUGCUAAAGCACUGGAAGAGUGGAGGCUUCAAGAAGAUCGUCACCAUGGUCGGUGCCGGUAUAUCAACCUCCGCUGGCAUUCCAGACUUUCGCUCGCCCAACACGGGACUGUACAACAAUUUGAUGAAGUACAACCUGCCGUACCCGCAGGCCAUCUUUGAGCUGGAGUAUCUGCACCAGAACCCGAAACCGUUCUUCACGCUCGCCAAGGAGCUCUACCCGGGCACGUUCAAACCGACACCGUCGCACUACUUCGUCCGGCUGCUCGAGCAGAAGGGUUUGCUGGUGCGCCACUACACGCAGAACAUUGACACGCUGGAACGUAUCGCUGGCAUUCCGGAGGAUAAGAUAGUGGAGGCGCACGGCACAUUCUACACCAACCACUGUCUGGAGUGCAAGAUCGCGUACAGCUUGGAGUUUGUAAAAGAGAAAAUUUUCGCCGACGAAGUCCCGACCUGCCCGUGCGGUGGCGUGAUCAAACCGGACAUCGUGUUCUUUGGCGAGGGUCUGCCGGAGCGGUUUCACAUGCUGCCCCACCAGGACUUUGCCGAGUGCGAUCUGCUGAUCAUCAUGGGCACGUCGCUAACGGUGCAACCGUUCGCCUCCCUGGUCGAGUACGUCAACGACGAUUGCGUCCGGUUGCUGAUCAACCGGGAUAAGGUCGGGUGCAACAGUUUCGGCUUCCUCCGCUCGAUGGUGUUCGGCGAGGGGCUGUGCUUCGAUCUGCCCGGCAAUCGGCGUGACGUCGCCUGGACGGGUAACUGUGACGAUGGGUGCUUCUUCUUAGCCGACCAGCUCGGAUGGGGUGAUGAGUUGCGAAAGUUGGUCGAAACGGAGCACGCAAAGAUAAAACCGAUUCGACCAAUUCCCACGAACGCAAUAGCAGUGCCGGACGGCACGGUCGUUGAUAUGGAACCGACCACAGACAUUCACCAUACCGACGAUCACUGUCUGGUGGACGAUGCGGAAUGUUUGCUGCCGGAGGACGAACACUUUAACGAUGUUGCCGAUGGUCUUUCAGGGCAGGCCGGUGGUGUGGUGGUGUGUGCCGGCACCGGUGUUGAUGACAGCGAGGGAAGCGUCCAAGCAAUGGCCACCGAUCCGCACCACGACCACGAUGAACCGGCCGUGCUAGAGCCACAUCAUCCCAACCAUCCUCAUCACCAUCAUCAUCAUACUACGGAACCGAAUAGCCAUCAUCAUCAUCAUGCACAGCUGCACCAUCAUCAUGCCCAUCAUCAGCAUCAUCCCGAGCAGCAGCACCAGCAGCAGCACGAAAAGAUGGAGGAGCAUCAUGACGAUGAGGAGGUGGUGGUCGAGCAGCACCCGAAGACGACGACGAUGGAAGAUAAAACUUAACUCCAAAAGCUACUCCAACGGGGUAAGAAGAGGGGUCAGUCGCUGCAAUAGCUGCAUGCACGAUACACAAACACACCCCCACACCCACACCUUAACAAAGAAAUGCUGCGAUGCGAAGAGCAAAACGCUUCCACAAUUUACCACAAAACGAAACACGCGUCGGAGCAGAAAACAGAUAAGUAAACAUCAAUCCCUUCUUACAACUUUAUUCCAUUUUUCCGCGAUACGCUUUCGAGAAGUCAAGUCCUCCCCAACACGUUUGGUCCUUGGCUACAAACACUAGAAAUUUUGCUCCCUUUUUAAAGAACAGCACCACAUACCACAUGCUAAUUUCAGUUUUUAACAAAAGCCGAAAUUAAAGAUUAAGACACACAUACACACAAAAACAAGAAAAACAAAACAACAAACCGACGACAACUGUCCCUAAAACACGAUCGCGAUUGAAAUGAAUAUACAUAGGAUUAAAUCAAAGAAUUAGGGGAGUCAAACGGGAUAAGAGAGAGAGAGAGAGAGAGAGAGAGAGAGAGAGAGAGAGAGAGAGAGAGAGAGAGAUAUUUAAGGAUUCUUUAGCAAAGAUUAAGCGUUUUUCGUGUGUCUCUCCAUACUUGGGAAGCUUACCGAAAAGGUUAUAUUUUUACACACGCACUCCAAUUCGAUUCUAUUUCGGUUCUAAAAUAUUGUUUUUUGCAUUACAUCGCCGUCGUUAUGUAUGGGUUUUGCCGUUCAAUGUGUACUGAACAGUUCAAAUUGCCUUGCAUUGGUAGCGAUCGUUCUAUUUAAAAAAAAACAGGAUUUUGGCGGGCCACCACCUUUCUACAGCUCUGCGUAUAAGGGGGCGGCUUAGUCCCCUUUCUAUAUUUGAUCCCAUGGCGGGCUUGCUGAAGAGUCGCGUACGUACAGCUCGACGACUGUACCAAACUGAACCGAUGACCAACUUUUAAACAGUUUAAGUUUAUUGCAAAAAAAAAUAUAUCAUCCAAUACCGUACCACUGGUCAUAAAAUCUUAGCCCUCCCUCCCUCCCUCCCUUGUUGUCUGAACGGAAGACGCCGCAACAACGAUCAGCAAGCUUGUCCUUCGCAUUAUCCUUCCGACAGUUCUUGUGACAUUUUAAAAAUCAACUCAAUCGACGAUAAGUACGGAAUUGGAUUAUGAUGAUGAAAAGGUAAUAUAUUUUUUCCAGUUUCUUGCGUAAAGAAUGAAAACACUCUUUAUGAUGGAAAUAAUAGGGUAGAGGUUGGGUGAGAGUUGGUGAGAUUAUGACAAAAAACAGGGCUGAUCGAAUGGGAAGCGAUGGAUAGUUUUUACACGGAUGUAACGAUAAUUCAAAAUUUACAUAACUUCUGCUAGAACGCGUGCGCCUUUAAGCUUUUGGGUUGCGGUGGACAACAAAACUCAACGGAGAGGGUAGGCACGUGGACGUGACGGUAAAAAUGCGAGAAACCAAUUACACCGAAACACACACACACAUACAGACAAACAAGCAAACACGUGAUCGGACGAAAUGGAUAUAAAUAUUUAAAUAGAAGAAAGAAAACAUAGCGGUAUAUUAUUAUUUCUUUAUGCAGCAAACAAGCAGUCCAAUUUACGACGCAACUAUUUGUAAUAAACCUGGGGCUAAUACGAAUUCUACGACAGAACUUUA
Messenger RNA from Anopheles arabiensis, 3758 nucleotides. Its product is annotated as NAD-dependent protein deacetylase Sirt2-like. The record is from RefSeq and is a predicted model, not a curated record. Lineage: Eukaryota; Metazoa; Arthropoda; Insecta; Diptera; Culicidae. Gene Ontology annotation, molecular function: NAD+ binding. The transcript is spliced from 4 exons. The coding region runs from base 267 to 2114 and encodes 615 amino acids.